Scleropages formosus (Asian bonytongue) is the source of this 525-nucleotide messenger RNA. RefSeq names its product gamma-crystallin M3-like. The record is from RefSeq and is a predicted model, not a curated record. Lineage: Eukaryota; Metazoa; Chordata; Actinopteri; Osteoglossiformes; Osteoglossidae. The transcript is spliced from 3 exons. Gene Ontology annotation, molecular function: structural constituent of eye lens. Gene Ontology annotation, biological process: visual perception; lens development in camera-type eye. Bases 1 to 525 code for a protein of 174 amino acids.
AUGGGAAAGAUCAUCUUCUAUGAGGAACGAAACUUUGGGGGUCGCUAUCAUGAGUGCAUGAGCGACUGUGCUGACCUGCAUUCUUACUUCAGCCGCUGCCACUCCUGCAGGGUGGAGAGCGGCUGCUUCAUGGUCUAUGACCGCUCCAACUACAUGGGCAACCAGUACUUUUUUAGGAGUGGCGAGUACCCAGACUACAUGGGGAUGACAGGCUUCAGCGACUGUAUAAGGUCGUGCCGUAUGAUCCCUAUGUACCAUGGUUCCUACAGAAUGAGGAUUUAUCCACAUGCUGAUAUGGGUGGCCAGAUGAUGGAGCUCAUGGAUGACUGCCCCAACAUGAUGGAGCGGUUUCACAUGUCGGACUUUAACUCCUGCCAUGUGAUGGAUGGCCACUGGCUCAUGUAUGACCAGGCGAACUACAGAGGCAGGAUGCAUUACCUGAGGCCUGGUCACUACAGGAGGUUCAGUGACUGGGGUGGGAUGGGUCCCAGGAUUGGCUCCAUCAGGCGAAUUAUGGAGUUCUAA